AAAUAAUCUUGAAAAGAAAAUGAGAUAUUCUUAGGACCUUUGUAUAUAUACACCUCUUAAACCCUAUUCCUUGGCAUCUGCCUCUCUCUCCCAGUUUACCAAAACCCUAGUUUCCAAGCUUUACUUCCAGAAAUGGCUUUCUGCAAAAGUCUCGGUGGUCUAUUGAGGCAAGGUUCGGUUUCUCAGACCGGUAAUGUUCCAGUUCAGUCCAUGAUCGGUUCUCUCCGCUACAUGUCUACUAAGCUUUUUGUCGGUGGUCUCUCAUGGGGUACUGACGACCAGUCAUUGAGGGAGGCUUUUUCCAACUUUGGUGAAGUGAUUGACUCUAAGGUCAUCGUUGAUAGAGAAACCGGGAGGUCGAGGGGUUUUGGAUUUGUCAAUUUCUCUGAUGAGAGUGCUGCUAAUGCUGCCAUUUCUGAGAUGGACGGAAAGGAACUGAAUGGACGCAACAUCCGAGUGAAUGUUGCCAACGAUAGACCAAGUGCUCCACGGGCUUAUGGAGGAGGCGGUGGCUAUGGAGGUGGUGGUGGCUACGGUGGAGGUGGUGGUGGCUAUGGAGGAGGUGGUGAUGGAGGCGGUUACUAAACAUAAGAGCAUCUCGUGAAGAAGAGUUUGUGGUUUCCGUUUUUUUUUUUUUUUUAAAAAUUGGAUCUUUUGGUAGUACAAAUCCUGAAUGUGAUUUGUUAAAACUCUAUUCCUUUUCCUCAGUUUAUGUUAGCUUCACAUAUUUGCAUGUUUUUUGUUGAGAAACUAAACGUUAGUCCUGCAAGUUUUCAAAUAAUUAAGUAGGGAUUUUUAGAA
This is a messenger RNA of Raphanus sativus (radish), 801 nucleotides long. Its product is annotated as glycine-rich RNA-binding protein 2, mitochondrial-like. Bases 133 to 585 code for a protein of 150 amino acids. The record is from RefSeq and is a predicted model, not a curated record. Lineage: Eukaryota; Viridiplantae; Streptophyta; Magnoliopsida; Brassicales; Brassicaceae. Gene Ontology annotation, molecular function: RNA binding. The transcript is spliced from 5 exons.